Molecule: messenger RNA, 3208 nt
Organism: Epinephelus moara (kelp grouper)
Lineage: Eukaryota; Metazoa; Chordata; Actinopteri; Perciformes; Serranidae
Gene: rsu1
Product: Ras suppressor protein 1
Exons: 8
Coding region: 6-839 (277 amino acids)
Molecular function (GO): protein binding
Source: RefSeq, a predicted model, not a curated record
ACAACAUGUCCAAGUCUCUGAAGAAGAUCGUGGAGGAGAGUCGGGACAAGAACCUCCCGGAGGUGGAGAUGUGCGACAGAGGCAUUUCCAACAUGCUGGACAUCCCGGGACUGUUCACUCUGUCGAACAUCACUCAGCUGGUCCUCAGCCACAACAAGCUCACAGCGGUGCCUGCUAACAUCUCUGAGCUGAAGAACCUGGAGGUUCUCAACAUGUUCAACAACCAGAUUGAAGAGCUGCCUACUCAGAUCAGCAGCCUCCAGAAGCUGAAACACCUCAACCUCGGUAUGAACCGUCUGAGUGGCCUGCCCAGAGGAUUUGGUUCCUUGCCAGCUCUGGAAGUGUUGGACCUCACCUACAACAACCUGAACCAGAACUCCCUGCCUGGAAACUUCUUCUACCUCACCACUCUUCGUGCGCUCUAUCUGAGUGACAAUGACUUCGAGGCCCUGCCUGCUGACAUCGAGAAGCUGACCAAGCUGCAGAUAUUGAGUCUGAGGGACAAUGAUCUGAUCUCGUUGCCAAAGGAGAUUGGCGAGUUGGCUCAGCUCAAAGAGCUUCACAUCCAGGGCAACAGGCUGACUGUGCUGCCUCCUGAACUUGGUAAUCUGGAUCUGACUGGUCCCAAGCAGGUGUUUAAAGCAGAGAAUAAUCCAUGGGUCACUCCCAUUGCAGACCAGUUCCAGCUGGGCGUCUCCCAUGUCUUUGAAUAUGUUCGCUCAGAGACCUAUAAGUAUCUCUAUGGCAGACACAUGCAGGCCAACCCAGAGCCUCCGAAGAAGAGCAACGACAAGAGUAAGAAGAUCAGCCGCAAACCGCUGGCCGCCAAGAACAAAUGAAGAGAGGACGGAGGAUGGAGAUGAACACUUGCUCAGCCUGAACUCACUGCAUGUGCCUUUAUUUCUUCUCUCUUCUUUUUUAUAAACAUUUUGUAUUACAUUGAAAUGUAUGAAUUAUGUUUCUAAAUAUGUUAAAUAUUGUUUAAACUGUAUUCCACCGCGCCACUGUGCCUAAUACUAGUGAUGGCCAAAUGAAGCCUCAUGAAGCAUUGUCUUUAUUUUCUGUGCCCACUAGAUGGCGCUCGUGGUUUAAAGAGAAUGGCAAUUCAGUGUGCUUUCACCCUUUUGUUGGGGAAAAAAGUGCCAUCUAGUGGGCUCAGAAAAUAAAGAAAAUGCUUCAUGAGGCUUCAUUUGGCCAUCACUACCUAAUACUAAUCUCCAGAUCCUUUUCAGACCCACUCCACUUUGAAGUUCUACAACUUCAGCAUACUUUCAGCUACAGACAAACGGGUUACAAGACUUUGAACAUUAAACUAGUUUUCGGUUUUCUUAUAUAUUUUAAGUUUUAUUUUUAAUAAUGAGUGUGUGUUGCGCUGCUUAUAGAGUGCGUCAUAUGACCACCUAUCCACUCCUGCUGUUCUGCUUUUUUAAAAGGUCAAAAGAACUAUUAAAUCUGUGUUCAGCUUUGUGAUACUUUUCGGCUCUUCACACACAGUGAAGUUCAGCCGUCGUCUUUUCAAUCAGUACAUUUCAGCUCUUCGGGGCCGUGCUGUUUUUGUGCCAAAGUGUUUUUCGGUGACUGAUAUUAAUACAGACCAUUUCUUCUUUCAGCCUUUUCAAGAAAAUCACUUCUUCUUCCAGCUUUUUGGGCAAUGUAUUUCAGCUCUUAACAAGCCAAAACUAGUUAUGCUGAAUGUAAUAUGUACGUAAAGAUAGCACCAGGGACGUGCACAUGUACUUGAUGAAGAUGCCCGGGGAACAGCCCAUUUGCCCUCUUUGACUGAACUGCUCCCUGUAGAGGAAAAAGAAGAUACUUGUUUUAUUUUUACUGCUGUGAAAGAGAAAUAUGAGAAGCCCAUAAAUAUUUAAGUUAGCCCAAAUUGUUAAUAAAUAAAUAAAUAAACAUGACACAAAGCGAUGCCCCUGUCAGCUCUGGUGAGUCUUCUUAAGUUGUAGAAAUGAUUAACGAGUGGUUGAACCCAGAGCUGUCGAACUCAUUUUAAUUCAUGGGCCACGUACUGUACAGCUAGUGAUGGCCAAAUGAAGCCUCAUGAAGCCUUUUCUUUAUUUUCUGAGCCCACUGGAUGGCACUCAUGGUUUAAAGAGAGAGGCUCAAAGAAUGGCAAUUCAGUGUGCUUUCAACCUUUUGUUGAACAAAAAGCGCCAUCUAGUGGGCUCAUGAAAUAAAGAUAAUGCUUCAUGAGGCUUCAUCUGGCCAUCACUAUAGCCCAGUUUGAUCUCAAGAGGGGCCGGACCAGUAACACCACUGCAGAAUAGCAUUAUAAAUACCAACACCUCCAAAUUUUUUCUUUCCUUUAGUGUAAAGUACGCUCUGAUCAUCGACUUACAAAACAGAUGAAACAGCCUGAGAUGUCUCGAGAUGAUGACUCACUGUCAUUACAUGUGUAUUUUUAUCUCAUCUCAUCUCUACUACUGUGUGGCACUGCUGACAUCACCACACCAAACUCAAGUGGAGGCUGUUGAGGAAGCAGGUUCAGUUAUCCCCUGCCUUACAAACCUAGCUGUAGGGUUCCACUAAUAUUGUUUUAGACAGAGGUCUGAUACAGACUCUUUUGUACUGAAGCUGCUGAUUGUUUUUCUUAAUAUUUAGUAUCUUUAAAUACGACAGGUAUUCAUUCAGUAAGUAUUUCAGAGAGGAUAUCUGAUAUCUAGAUAUGUAACAACUCAUUUGGCCGACACCGAUAUCAGUGUACCCAUUUUUUCUCCACCAAAUUUUAGUGAUCAUCAAGGCUAACCACAAACAGGGGGUUGCCCUGUUUUUAGGUCAGAGUAACAGCCCCUCAAAAUAUGUGUGCACGUCCCUGGAUAGCACAGCCGAGUAAAGAGCUGCAGGUGAGAUCCACUCACAUGCCUGGUGGACAUUUGCACACCAGCUAGAAUGGCAGCAUAUUGUCUUUUAAGCCACUUUUUUCAAACACAAUCAUGAUUAUUAUCUGUGAUCAGUUACACCUGCAGUUAACUGUGUUCAUUCCACUGAUCUCUGACACUCGCUGCACCUUCAGUUCCACAUUAUCUUUAAGUUAUUUAUCAAAGCUUUACCAAGUGUCCGUCACAUUUCAGCCUGUUGCAAAACUGAAUGAAUAUAAUCCAUUUUUAAAAUUCAUCGUGCUUUCAUCACAGGCCAAAUCAUACUGAAAGCUCAUUGUACUCGCUGCAUUGAACACUUCAAAUAAAACAAUCAAAGACAA